ACGGUCAUGCAGCCGAUGUGCGUAUUUAUUUGAGACUAAUAUGUUCGUAGGGAAUUAUACCGUUUGUAGCCAGUUCGUGGAACAUUUGUUUAACACAGAAAGUUUGUUUGCAAGUUAUGGAAUACUAGACUUUCAAUGUUGAUUCUUAGCCUAACGGCCAGCAUUCAGCAACACGUUUCAUACGAUCAGAAUAAUGAUAAUGAUUAGAAAAAAGAUGAAGUAACCUUACACUGGAUAUUAUCCAUUUACUCCAUCUGCCGUCGAAGAUUGUGAAUUAAUCUGGAGCCUUCGUACACUGGUACACUCGCCAAUGUACACUGUGGACCAGCGUGCGCUUUCACUCGGGGACUACCUCGCGCCAUCGCUUUACAGUUAAAAUGCUCAGAAAAUGCCAAUUAAGGCACUAGCCAAGAAUCUAAAUAAUUUGACAAUUUAUGUAAAAUAGCCUACUACAUCUGUAUCCUGACAAUAUCGAUUGAAGAGAUGCAUAAAGCUCAAUUGAUGCCCAACGAACAAUACAAAUGCUGAGGAGUUUUCACUACUAACACGUUUUGAAGAAAAAGGGAGAGAAUUCCGCAUUCCUGUGUUAUCCAGAGCAUGGAUUAAGCUACCAUCUGGAUCUCUACUAUUGAACCCAUCUCGAUGGGCAGUAAAGCAGUUUAUAAUCUGUAAAUGGGCAGUGAGAAUGGAAGAAAGAGAUAUCUAGAUAAUUGCUGCAAGCUGUGCGCCCUAUCCAAUUGCACCCAAACCCUCAUAAGACUAAUGUGAAACUAGCUUUAAUGAAUAAAACCCAGGAUGUUUUCUGACCAGGCAGACUUGAACUACAGUUUCAACGUGAGCGAAGACCUGUUCACGUUCCUGGACCGAGAUUCGAGCAACUCUACGGAGGCAAAGCUCUCCAGAGCUGGCUUCAUUGUCCUAUCUGUGUUCCUGGGCUUGAUCAUGACUUUCGGAUUCCUCAACAACUUCAUUGUCCUCAUGCUCUUCUGCAGAUUCAAGACUCUGCGAACGCCUGUCAACAUGCUCUUACUGAACAUCAGUGUUAGCGACAUGCUAGUGUGCUUGUUCGGAACCACGCUGAGCUUCGCGUCCAGCAUCCGCGGGAAGUGGUUCCUAGGCACCCACGGAUGCAACUGGUACGGCUUCAUCAACUCCUGUUUCGGUAUAGUGUCUCUGAUCUCCCUGGUGAUCCUGUCCUACGACCGGUAUAGCACCCUGACCGUCUACAACAAGCGGGGGCCCGACUACAGGAAGCCCCUGCUGGCUGUGGGGGGGUCCUGGCUGUACUCCCUGCUGUGGACGGUGCCCCCCCUAAUGGGCUGGAGCAGCUAUGGCCUGGAGGGGGCGGGGACUAGCUGCUCUGUGUCCUGGAACGAGCGCACCGCCCAGUCCCACGCCUAUAUCAUCUGCCUGUUCAUCUUCUGCCUGGCCCUGCCCAUCAUGGUCAUGGUGUACUGCUACGGACGCCUCCUGUGGGCAGUGAAACAAGUGGGUAAGAUUCGGAGGUCUGCAGCGAGGCGGAGGGAGUACCACAUCCUGUUCAUGGUCCUGACCACGGUGGUGUGCUACAUGGUGUGCUGGAUGCCUUACGGCGUGGUGGCCAUGUUGGCCACCUUCGGCCCCCGCGGCAUCAUCACCCCUGUAGCCAGCGUGGUUCCUUCCCUACUAGCCAAGAGCAGCACAGUCAUCAACCCCCUGAUCUACAUACUCAUGAACAAGCAGUUCUACAGGUGUUUCCUGAUCAUGUUUCGUUGCAAGCGGCAGGCGAUGGAAAACGGCCUGUCUUCCAUGCCCUCCAAGACCACAGUGAUCCAGCUCAACCGCCGGGUCCACAGCAACACCGUGGCCUGCACCGCUCAGAUCUCCACGGGCCUCAACCACGGGUGCAGCACCCCAGCCACCGAGCGCACCAACCCCCCAGAGGUCACCUCCUGAGGGGGCACAGCGCCAGCAGAGGCCUGGGGUAAAGGCACGGGGACUCCCACCAUGACCAAUCACGGAACAGCACUGCAUGGUCAAUUCUGUCACAUUCACCGGACCGAUUCUGAUGAUGCCACCAGAAUAAACUCCCUUGUAGGGAGUCCUCUGGAGUCCGUCCAGUCAGUGUGUUUACAUUGUGUGUGUGUGUGUGUGUGUGUGUGUAUAAUAAAGAGAAAAUACUGUAUAUGGGCAAUUAAUUGUGCAUGUUGUAUCUCAGACAAACGAGUGUGUGUGUGUGUGUGUGUUGACGAGUGUCCAACAGAGUGGGUGUGUAUGACAGACAUGUACAAUAAGGAGUACUGUAUGUGCAAUUUGUGCCUGUUUUCUCUGCUUUGUGUGUGUGCAAACCCCGUUUAGGUGUAAAUAUCAUGUUUCCAUUUAGCUCCAGCUCCAUUCCUCCUCCACUCAGCACACCUCGUCACCCCC
Hypomesus transpacificus is the source of this 2406-nucleotide messenger RNA. RefSeq names its product teleost multiple tissue opsin 2b (gene tmtops2b). The record is from RefSeq and is a predicted model, not a curated record. Bases 796 to 1935 code for a protein of 379 amino acids. Lineage: Eukaryota; Metazoa; Chordata; Actinopteri; Osmeriformes; Osmeridae. The transcript is spliced from 4 exons. Gene Ontology annotation, biological process: G protein-coupled receptor signaling pathway; visual perception. Gene Ontology annotation, cellular component: membrane; photoreceptor outer segment. Gene Ontology annotation, molecular function: G protein-coupled receptor activity.